GCCUCCCCGCCGGUGUCCCCCUGGGCCGCGGGGCGCCCGCUCCUCGCCCAGGCUGCCCUCGGUGCCCUCCGCCCCGCCCGUGCCCCGUCCCGGGGGUGCCCACGCGGGCAUGGGGGAGCCGCUGGGCUGCUGCGAGCGCGUGGCCAUCAACGUGGCGGGCCGGCGCUUCGAGACCCUGGUGCGGACGCUGCGGCGCUUCCCCGACACCCUCCUGGGCGACCCCCGGCGCCGCCGCCGCUUCUUCGACCCCCAGCGCCGCGAGUACUUCUUCGACCGCCACCGCGGCGCCUUCGGGGCCGUGCUCUACUACUACCAGAGCGGGGGGCGGCUGCGGAGACCCCCCGACGUGCCCCUGGACGUGUUCCUGGAGGAGCUGAGGUUCUACCAGCUGGGCGACGAGGCGGAGGAGCGGCUGCGCGAGGCCGAAGGCUUCUCGGUGGAGGAGCCGCCGGCGCUGCCGCGGGGCGGGCUGAGGCGGCGGGCGUGGCUGCUGUGCGAGCACCCCGAGAGCUCGCCGGCGGCGCGGGUGGUGGCCCUGCUGUCCGUGCUGGUCAUCCUGGUGUCCAUCGUGGUGUUCUGCCUCGAGACGCUGCCGCAGUUCCGCGCCGGCGCCGAGGGAGAGGUGAGCGUGGUCUUCGUCGUCGUCGUCAUCAUCCUCUGUGUCGUUGUCAUCCUACUCAUCAUCCUCAUCAUCCUCAUC
Molecule: messenger RNA, 700 nt
Organism: Passer montanus (Eurasian tree sparrow)
Lineage: Eukaryota; Metazoa; Chordata; Aves; Passeriformes; Passeridae
Product: potassium voltage-gated channel subfamily A member 7-like
Exons: 1
Biological process (GO): protein homooligomerization; potassium ion transmembrane transport
Cellular component (GO): voltage-gated potassium channel complex
Molecular function (GO): protein binding; delayed rectifier potassium channel activity
Source: RefSeq, a predicted model, not a curated record